GCUCAAAACUCAAACUGAACUCAUAUCUCUGUUCAUUGUGGUUUCUGGUGCAGCUGGAUUCAGGCUACAGCGAAGUAAAAACUAAAAUGCAACAUCAAGCUUACCAACCUGUUUUGCCCUGUGUUAAUAAAUAUCUGCAAUACAGAUGGGACAAAAACUGCUAUGAGAUGCACAGGAACAAGGUUAAAUCCGCAAAAUCAACUAUCAACACUACUCCCCCGAAAACCUAUAACCAUCUACUUGUCAAGUUCAAGAAAAGUCAGCUUGAAGAAGAACGGGUUUCGAGAAUUGAAAGAGAAAAUCAGAUGCUUCUCGAUAAAAUGGCCCAUAUAAUGCAGACCAACGGCGGAGUUGACUGCAGAAAUGACUAUGUGAAGAAAAGUCUUGGCUCAGAAAAAAGACUGCGGGAGCUGUUUCACAUCACCAAAGAGAAUCAGCGUAUCCUUCAGCGUUUGUCCACAAGCAGGCCAUGUUACAGCGUUCAAGUGUGGCACGAGCAGUGGCUCAAAAACCUUGAGCUCAUGGAGAAUAUAGGGAGAUAUCCGCGGCUGUACAACGCACAGCUGACAGACACUGAAAGGGAGAGAACAAGAAAACUGCAAGAAAGAAUGAAUGGUGUAAGGAAUGAAAGGAAGGAAUAGAUGAGAAGACGAAAUAUACACAAGUUACAACUGAAGACGAGCGUAAUUACAGAUUACAAAAUGCAAAUCUAUAUUAUAAUCGUAAGUUAAUUUGUAAAGAUGUUUUCUAUAUGUCUAUAAGGCAAGAAUUAAAUGUUCUUUGCUUUGGACAAGUUAAAUUAUUUGGCUAACCAUUAGGCCUAACUGUCAAUGUUUUAACCAUAGACUGGAAAAAAUAUGUUUUGAUGUUUUUCUUUUUUUAUUUGAUAAUUUAUCCCCCCCCCCCUCCCCCCCAUACUGUUUCUGUGCGAUGUACAUAUAUCUAAAUAAAA
Messenger RNA from Pimephales promelas (fathead minnow), 952 nucleotides. It is a transcript of the gene cfap97d2, whose product is annotated as CFAP97 domain containing 2. The record is from RefSeq and is a predicted model, not a curated record. NCBI's taxonomy places the organism in Eukaryota, Metazoa, Chordata, Actinopteri, Cypriniformes, Leuciscidae.